Molecule: messenger RNA, 892 nt
Organism: Ochotona princeps (American pika)
Lineage: Eukaryota; Metazoa; Chordata; Mammalia; Lagomorpha; Ochotonidae
Gene: PTHLH
Product: parathyroid hormone like hormone
Exons: 5
Coding region: 230-763 (177 amino acids)
Biological process (GO): osteoblast development; bone mineralization; regulation of chondrocyte differentiation
Cellular component (GO): extracellular region
Molecular function (GO): peptide hormone receptor binding; hormone activity
Source: RefSeq, a predicted model, not a curated record
CAGCUCGCCGCCAACCUGCCCCGUAUGCCCGCCCGCCCGUGAAGCGGGGCGCGCCGCCCCUUCGCGCUGCCGGAUCCCGCCCUCGCCGCCACCUGGCCCUCCUGAUCGACGACACGCGCGCUUGGAACGCGUGCCUGGGGCGUGUGGAGUCAACUUUCCGGAAGCAGCCAGCCCACCAGAGGAGUUGGACUAGCUGAUUCCUAAACAAGUCCCACGGCGACUGGACACGAUGCUGCGCAAGUUGCUGCCGCAAUGGAGCGUGGCUGUGUUCCUACUGAGCUACUCCGUGCCCUCCUGCGGACGCUCCGUGGAGGGGCUCGGCCGCCGCCACAAACGGGCUGUGUCUGAACAUCAACUCCUGCAUGACAAGGGCAAGUCCAUCCAGGACCUGCGGCGGCGCUUCUUCCUGCACCACCUGAUGGCAGAGAUCCACACCGCCGAGAUCAGAGCUACCUCCGAGGUCUCCCCGAACUCCAAGCCCGCAGCCAACACCAAGAACCACCCAGUCGGGUUCGGCUCUGACGACGAGGGCAGGUACCUCACUCAGGAAACCAACAAGGUGGAGCCCUACAAGGAGCCGCCCCUCAAGACGCCAGGGAAGAAAAAGAAAGGCAAGCCUGGGAAGCGCAAGGAGCAGGAGAAGAAGAAGCGGCGAACUCGCUCUGCCUGGCCACUCUCGGUGGGCACCGGGAGCGGGCUCGACGCCUACCAGGUGUCUGACAUCUCCGAGCCAGAGCCUGAGCUCAGCUCAUGGAGGCAUUGAAAUCUUCAGCAAAGAUCUUCUAAGGACGUAUUACAAACUUCUGUAAUAGUGAACAUAUGGAAAGUAUUAGAAAUAUUUAUUGUCUGUAAAUACUGUAAAUGCAUUGGAAUAAAACUGUCUCCCGGUGGC